Carya illinoinensis is the source of this 1942-nucleotide messenger RNA. RefSeq names its product cell number regulator 8-like. The transcript is spliced from 3 exons. The coding region runs from base 215 to 745 and encodes 176 amino acids. The record is from RefSeq and is a predicted model, not a curated record. NCBI's taxonomy places the organism in Eukaryota, Viridiplantae, Streptophyta, Magnoliopsida, Fagales, Juglandaceae.
AAUAGCGUACGAAAGCAGGCGUCAGGCGUGAGAGGUAGAAACUACACACCGGACGCGAUUUUUGAUGCGGACCCUACAACUACGAGGGAGCGACUACCCCAAAAGCCCUUGUUUCUCGCCUCUUCUAUAUUUUUUCCUUUCCGGUUUUGCACUCAAUCCCCUCUCCCUCUCCCUCUCUCUGUCACUCUGAGGAUCGAUUUGGGGGCCAAGUUCAAUGGAUAACAUCAAUGACAAGAAUUAUAAUCACGAGGAAUCAAGCCCAUUCUUGAGUAAGCAAGUCGGAGAAGAAGAAAAAGAUGCACAGAAACCCAGCAAGCCCACCGACACCAAGGCUGACACCGUCACUAUCUCGCCCGGGACCAAAGCUCCGGCUCCGGGACCGGGAAAUAUUGGUGGAUACGGCUGGACAGCAGACGGGUUGCCAUUGGGACACGGGAGUGUGAUGGGCGAGCCGAUGGGCAGGGCCCACUGGGACUCUUCUCUCUUCGCCUGUCUUGGACGCAACGACGAGUUCUGUAGCAGCGAUCUUGAAGUUUGUCUUCUUGGAAGUGUGGCUCCUUGUGUGCUGUAUGGAAGCAAUGCUGAGAGACUUGGAUCCAGUCCUGGCACUUUUGCAGAUCACUGCUUGCGUUAUUCUGGUCUAUAUUUGAUUGGGAAUUCCGUUUUUGGUUGGAAUUUCCUUGCACCAUUGUUUUCACACUCUAGCCGUACUGCCAUUCGUCGGAAGUUCAACCUAGAGGGAUAGUUUGGGCAAUACACAUGUAGAAAAAUGCACACAUGUAGGACAACAACUUUGUUCUUCUUUUUAGAGUAAAUGAACGUGCAGCAAAGAGAUCACUCGGACAGCCAACAGCAGGAGCACACAAGCAUCAUCACAUUGGACACAGCACACACUCGGCAUGCAGCAACAAGACCCUUGGACAGCACGUUGCAACACAAACUCACACAUGCUAAAAGCACACCCACUCACUUGGAUCUGCAGCAGCUGCUGUAGCAAGGAAAAGCACAAUGCACAUGCAAACAAUGCAAACCAUUCGGACCACAUGGACAGCACACAUGCAGCAGGAACACAGCAACAGAAAGAAUCAUUCGGAAAGCAGCUCACACAUGCACAUGCAGAACAACAACCACUCAUUCGGAUGUGCACACAUGCAGAACACAUGCAGAACAGAAAGCAGGAGAAGAAUCUGCAGCAGAUCAUGCAUGGACCGAAAGCAGCAGCAGGGGGCAAGCAGCUGUUUUUCUUGACUUUUACUUUCAUUCUUCUUGCUUCUGCACAUGGAAGGUCAAACUCUGCAUGCUUAAACAAAUCACGUUAAUCAGGACAGCAAGAAAUCACAUGGGAUAGCUGGACCGAAAGCAGCAGCAAGGGGCAAGCAGCUGUUUUUCUUGACUUUUACUUUCAUUCUUCUUGCUUUCGGUUUGACAGCAGCUGGAACAGCAGGCCCUCAGCACAUGGAUAUGCGCUGGAUCGUGAAAGACGCUGGGAAAAGUCUUUAUUUAUCAUUUCUUUUGUGAGGAAUUGGGGUACAGGAGGGUAGACCUUCUUUCUUUCUUUUUUUUUUUUUCGUUUAAGACAGGGCAGUAGCUUAGUUUAUUAUUAUUCUUCUUUCUUUUUCAGUCGGCUGGUUUUCAUUUUUAUUUUAAAAAACGCUGUCUUCGUUUGGACGGAGGGUGUUCUUACAUUCAUUUUUUUCGUUUCAGUUUUAUUCCAUUGGGUGGCUUGUUUAUUUUUUUUCUUUUCGUUCUUGUUAGUUUAGAGUUUAAGAGACGGUUGGAAUUUAUUUUCUGUUACUUUUACCUUUUCGUUUACGUUGCUUCUUGUAGUUUUUAUACUUGUUCCUUUCUCUUUCGUCCGGACAAUAUUAGUUUUCAUCUCAUUUGAAUAUUUUCUCACAGAUUUUAAUAUGGCUUUGUUUAGAUUAAUUUUUAUUGUUAAAAA